Messenger RNA from Morus notabilis, 2008 nucleotides. Its product is annotated as scarecrow-like protein 3. The record is from RefSeq and is a predicted model, not a curated record. Gene Ontology annotation, cellular component: nucleus. NCBI's taxonomy places the organism in Eukaryota, Viridiplantae, Streptophyta, Magnoliopsida, Rosales, Moraceae. Bases 315 to 1739 code for a protein of 474 amino acids. Gene Ontology annotation, biological process: regulation of DNA-templated transcription; response to gibberellin. Gene Ontology annotation, molecular function: sequence-specific DNA binding; DNA-binding transcription factor activity. The transcript has 2 exons.
UGGCCAACAAAACAAUAACGACAAAAGCGUCCUCCAAGCAUUGUCGACAAACGUAGCCAUGGAGUCUCUCCUCUUCAAAACAACACAAUCCCUUUUAAUUAAAACUGUUUUUUUUUUUUUUGUUUUUUUUUUUUUUGAGAGUUUAAAGAGUUUACUUUGUGGUGGGAGAAAACAGAGGAAUAAAUAAGCCAUAGACGGGUUUUGAUGAACAGUGGAGAUUGAGGAAACAAUCUUUGCCAUUUCCACGGGGCUUCUUCUGGGUUCUUAACUAAUUGCAAAACCCAUUUUCAAAAAAGUACUUUCUUGUUUGUUACAUGGCACCAAUGUUUCAAGAUGAAGGAUCAUCAUCUGUGACUUCAUCGCCUCUCCAAUUCUUUUCCAUGACGUCACUUUCACCAAGCUUAGGAUCACCAUAUCCAUGGCUCAAGGAGCUGAAAUCCGAGGAGCGGGGUUUGUACUUGAUCCACUUGUUGCUCACUUGUGCAAACCAUGUGGCUUCUGGCAGUCUUGAGAAUGCAAAUCUUGCCCUUGAGCAGAUUUCCCAGCUCGCCUCACCUGACGGGGAUACGAUGCAGCGGAUUGCCGCAUACUUCACUGAGGCUCUUGCAGAUCGCAUCCUCAAAAACUGGCCUGGUCUUCACAAGGCCCUCAAUUCGACGAGAAUAUCUUUGGUUUCCGAGGAAAUUCUUGUUCGGAAAGUGUUUUUUGAGCUCUUUCCAUUUCUGAAGGUCGCUUUUGUGCUGACGAACCAAGCUAUUACGGAGGCCAUUGAAGGUGAAAAGAUGGUUCAUAUAAUUGAUCUUCAUUCGACCGAACCUGCUCAGUGGGUUGCACUUCUUCAAGUUUUGAAUGCAAGGCCUGAAGGCCCACCGCAUUUGAGAAUUACCGCGGUUCAUCAGCAGAAUGAGGUGCUAGAUCAUAUGGCUCAUAGGCUGAUUGAGGAAGCAGAGAAGUUGGAUAUCCCAUUUCAGUUUAACCCCAUUGUCAGCAAAUUAGAAAAUCUUGACAUGGAAAAACUUCGUGUCAAGACCGGGGAGGCUCUAGUCGUCAGCUCUGUUCUCCAGUUGCACACUCUUUUGGCUUUUGAUGAUGAACUCCUCAGAAAGAGAUCCCUGCUGGCAUCAAAGAAUUUGAAUGGAACUCAUUUUUCCAGAGUUCUGCAAAUGAACCAAAGCACAUUGGCGGAGUUACUUGAGAAAGAUUUGGUUAAUGGGUAUAGCCCUAGUCCCGACUCAGCCUCAUCGUCACCAUUGUCUCCAACGACAUCAGUGAAGAUGGAUAACUUUCUCAAUGGCUUGUGGGGUCUAUCGCCGAAGCUGAUGGUAAUAACCGAACAAGAUUCCAACCAUAAUGGAUCCACUUUAAUGGAGAGGCUACUUGAAGCUCUGUACUCGUAUGCAGCGUUGUUUGAUUGCUUGGAAUCUACCGUAUCGAGAACGCCAUUGGAGAGACUAAAGGUUGAGAAGAUGCUCUUUGGGGAGGAAAUAAAGAACAUCAUAGCUUGUGAAGGCGCAGAGAGGAAGGAAAGACAUGAGAAGCUCGAUAAGUGGAUUCAAAGGCUCGAUUCAGCCGGGUUCUCUAACUUACCACUUAGCUAUUUUGGUAUGCUGCAGGCAAGGAGGCUGUUACAGGGUUACGGUUGCGACGGGUACAAGAUCAGGGAAGAGAACGGAAAUGUUCUGAUUUGCUGGCAAGAUCGGCCACUAUAUUCGGUAUCAGCUUGGGGGUGUAGGAAGUAAAAGAUUGGUAUACUGAUUCGUUUGACCUUUUUCCAUUUAUUUUCUUUUUAUUGAAGUGUUUUCUUCGUGGUAUGUGAAUACCAAUAGAAGUGACUUGAACACCAUUUUCCUAAUCAGCAGAGAGAAGUUCUACAUUGCAAUUUUUUCUUUUUUUUUUUUUUUUUUUUGGUUUUCUUUUUUGUCAGUUUAUAUGUGAUUCAACCAAUACUGACCACCCUUAGUGUGUGUAUGUACAUAUUAAUGCUUUAAAGGUUUUUGUGUUUUGAACA